ACAGAAGAAUAUUGUGUUUAAUUCAAAACACAACCUGCCCACUCACUAGAUAUCAGCCACGGUUUCCAAGCUUGUCAGUUUUACACGGUUUACUUUCAAUCUGCGGAGGAAACUAAUGUCUGCCAGUAGUAGCACCUCUCCUCUGACCUUACCUAAACCCUUUGUCCACUCUCAGCAUCAGACUGCACCCCCAACCCCCUCUCCAUCACCCAGCCCUCCGGUGCCACUCUGCGGCCGUCUCUCCAAUGGGAAUCACAGCGUUCCGAGCCCCACCAGCUCCCUCCACGGAGUGUCCUUCCUCCUUCAGAUCGGACUUACUAGGGAGAUGGUCACCCUGGAGCCACACGAUCUGUCCCUCAGUUCUGUGAAGGAUUUGGUCUGCUCCAUAGUCGAUCAAAAGUUCCCAGAAUGUGGAUUCUUUGGCUUGUACGAUAAGAUCUUGCUCUUCCGCCAUGAUCUGAACUCAGACAACAUCCUCCAGCGGCUAACAUCGGCAGAGGAUAUCCAUGAGGGAGAUCUGAUUGAGGUUGUCCUGUCCGGAUGUGGCCUGAACUAUCACAAACGAUGCGCCUUUAAGAUCCCUAACAACUGUAGCGGUGUAAGGAAAAGACGUCUUUCUAAUGUGUCUCUGCCCGGCCCGUCACUGUCUGUUCCUCGUCCUGCUCCAGCAGAGCAUGCUGUCGUGAGCCUGGAAGAGCAGCGCCCCCAUCAGGAGCCAGGUAAGCGGAUACCGUCAUGGAGCGGUCGGCCAAUCUGGAUGGAGAAGAUGGUGCUGGGGCGGGUGAAGGUCCCUCACACUUUUGUCAUUCACACCUACACCCGCCCCACCAUCUGUCAGUACUGCAAACGGCUGCUCAAAGGGCUUUUCCGCCAGGGCAUGCAGUGCAAAGACUGUAAAUUCAAUUGCCACAAGCGAUGUGCUUCAAAGGUACCGAAAGACUGUCUUGGAGUCUUCAAUGGAGAGCCGGCCAGCCCAGGUCCUGACUCUGAUACCACGAUGGACGUAGACAGCAGUGAUGUGAACAGCGAUAGCAGUCGUGGUCUGGACGAUUCAGAGGAACCUACUACUCCAGAAGACAAGAUCUUCUUUAUGGACUCCCCCUUCAUGGACCGUGAGAAGGAUGAAGAACCUGUGAAGACCAUCAGCCCCUCUACCAGCACCAAUAUCCCCCUGAUGCGUGUGGUCCAAUCUGUCAAACACACCAAGAGGAGGAGCUCCACUGUGGUCAAAGAAGGAUGGAUGGUGCACUACACCAGUCGAGACAAUCUUAGAAAGAGACACUACUGGAGACUGGACAGCAAGAGUCUGACUCUGUUUCAGAAUGACGCGGGAGCCAAAUAUUACAAAGAGAUUCCCCUGUCAGAGAUCUUGCAGGUGGAGGUUGCGCGUGACUUCAGUAGUUUAGCCCUGGGGGGCAAUCCACACUGCUUCGAGGUCAUCACCGCCACCAUGGUGUACUACGUAGGGGAGAACACCGGCGGCCCCCACCUCCACAUCCACAACCCUGCGCUGGCUGCCGGUGGCGUGGGGCUGGAGGUGGCCAAGGGCUGGGAGAGGGCCAUCCGCCAGGCCCUGAUGCCCGUUCCAGUAACACCACAGCCCAGCGUGGGCGCUGCUGCGGGACAGAGUAAAGAUCACAGGAAACAUAGAAAAACAGGCAGAGAUGUGGCCAUCAAAGUAAUAGACAAAAUGAGAUUCCCCACCAAACAGGAGAGCCAGCUGAGAAAUGAGGUUGCCAUUUUACAGAUCCUUGUGGCUUUGCGACAUCUCCAUUUCAAGAACAUUGUUCACUGUGACCUGAAGCCAGAAAAUGUGCUGUUGGCAUCUGCGGAGCCAUUUCCUCAGGUAAAAUUGUGUGACUUUGGGUUUGCUCGGAUCAUCGGGGAAAAAUCUUUUCGGCGCUCAGUGGUGGGCACACCUGCAUAUCUGGCCCCAGAGGUGCUGCGCAGUAAAGGCUACAACCGUUCCCUAGACAUGUGGUCAGUGGGAGUCAUUAUCUAUGUCAGUUUAAGUGGCACCUUCCCCUUUAAUGAGGACGAGGACAUUAACGACCAAAUCCAGAAUGCAGCUUUCAUGUACCCACCAACACCCUGGAAAGAGAUCUCUGCUGAAGCUACAGAUCUGAUCAACAACCUUCUCCAAGUCAAGAUGAGGAAGCGAUACAGCGUGGACAAGACCCUCAGUCAUCCGUGGCUACAGGACUACCAGACGUGGCUCGAUCUGCGAGAGUUUGAGACGCGCCGAGGGGAACGCUACAUUACUCACGAGAGCGACGAUGCACGCUGGGAAAAGUACGCUUACGAGCACACUCUGGUGUAUCCGAAGCACUUCAUCAUGGCUCCAAACCUUGAUGAUAUGGAUGAGGACCCCUAGUGGCCGUAUGAGCCGAACUGAAAACGAGGUCAGAUGAAGGCAGAGACCUGUUAAUGGUCUGUUGCUAUGGAGAAUGAAACACAUCAGCAAUCUGAAGCAGACUUUGAGGGGAGCAGACUGUUACAAAGCCAGCGAGGUCGACCGCUCUCUGGGUGUCAACAAGAGUCAUCCACACUGCUAAUGAAGAUGAAGGCUGUUUCAGAGCGUGGAAAUGCAGUAUUCGCGGGGAGUGCAUUCAGAAGUCUUAAUGACUCUUCUUUUCCAAACGGUGCUGUUAUGUUUGUUUCUUAUCGAGGUGUGUGUUCCGAAUGUCAGAAACUCGCGUUACAAUAAUAUAAAGGUUAGUAACAGAUGUGAAUAUUGGGGAGAACGAUGCAGUCGUUUAUAGUAGUUUUAUUUUGAAAGCAUCAAACUGGAACGUGCGUUUUUGAAAUUCCUAUUCUAUGAUUUUCUAAUUCGCUUUGUCCUUAAAUAUAGGUUACACAGCAGACUGAAUGAUUUCAAAAGGGUCGUUUUUUUGCACUAAACAAUACAACCACUGCAGCUGGUACAAUUAAAUGAAUUAUGUGACGUAACAGCACACCAUUCUUGAAGAAUCCAGAAGAUGGCGCUUGUGUCGGACAGCUACACUCAAGCUCUGAAUGGAAAGGAAGGGGAGAUAUUAUCUUCAGCGGACCAAAGACAUUCGCGUCAAUUGUGACUCUUGUUCUUGCGUCGUUUUAGAGCUGAUGUUCUCAGAGCCAUUCUGUUUAUUUAUUCCUCGUACUGCAGUCUUAAAAUCUAAUAGCAGCUAAGCAGUGCAGAAAGAUGUGUCGGUCAAAAGCCUACUGUGAGAAAGCUUUAUGACUUAUUAGCAAAGCUCUUUUAAUACAAAAAAGUAAUGUAUUGAAAAUAACUGCUAACAACUUUUAUUAGAAGUUGUAGAACUUUAUUCUUUUUGUUCCUUUCCCUUUUUUUUUUUUUAAAUAUGGUAUGUAUUGUACUCAAGAAUGAACCUUUCUAUGAAUCCCAGAACUGGAAAAUCUGAAAAAUAUUUUUGGUAAUGGACUUUUUGUUGUUGUACAAACCACCUACAAUAUUAAAAUUAAGCUGGAUCCUCUAUACACACACACACAACCUAGUGAAAAUGAGCAAAUGUGAUGGGAAAAGAAGACAUUUUUAAGUAGUUUCUUUUCAUUGUCCAUGAAAUAAAAACUGUACCAUACACAAUGAAAUAUGGGAGAAACAGAUUGAGGAUUCCUCUGAAUCAUCACAUCUUGAUCACUAUGUUGCCGCUGGAUUGGCAAGUGUAAGUGUUCUGUAUAUUUUAGUACAUACUGGUUCAAUAAAAGCUAUACACUCCAUGCGUUUGGGGUGAUUAUUCAAGGAUUUGGAUUUGCUGAUGGUGGAGGAGAGAUCUGACAAAAUGAAGUUUUUGACAUUUUUGCAGGUCAUGAAAUGAUCAGAAGACCCAAUAGAUCUAUAUUUGAAGGAGCUGGGCAUGUCUGC
This is a messenger RNA of Sinocyclocheilus grahami, 3862 nucleotides long. RefSeq names its product serine/threonine-protein kinase D3-like. Bases 116 to 2374 code for a protein of 752 amino acids. The transcript has 14 exons. Gene Ontology annotation, biological process: protein phosphorylation; phospholipase C-activating G protein-coupled receptor signaling pathway; intracellular signal transduction. The record is from RefSeq and is a predicted model, not a curated record. NCBI's taxonomy places the organism in Eukaryota, Metazoa, Chordata, Actinopteri, Cypriniformes, Cyprinidae. Gene Ontology annotation, cellular component: cytosol. Gene Ontology annotation, molecular function: protein serine/threonine kinase activity; ATP binding.